Molecule: messenger RNA, 1745 nt
Organism: Vitrella brassicaformis
Lineage: Eukaryota; Vitrellaceae
Source: the annotation of a GenBank genome assembly
CUGGCUGGCAGAUGGCCACCCACCCAUUCACCCACCCACCCACCAUUUGCAUUACUCAGUUAUCCAGUCCAGUACAAACUAUCGCAGUCAGCUAGCGCGAUAACAAAUGCAGCCAUUUCCCAUGCACCCGCCUUCCACCCACCGGACAGUCUGAAUCUCUUCCCCCGCUGCAUUCGGGCAGACAGAUACGCAGGUAUGUCCCCUAUAUAUCUGCAUACACCAGUGAGUCACCCCAGCAGACACCAUGUUGGGCCGGCGCACUCGACCCCCAACACCAAGGGCUGUAUGGCCCUCGCGGCAUCCAGCGGAGCCCCGACAAGGCUUCUCACAAUCCCACUCACCACAAGCAAGGGGUUGUCAAACAACGACACGACGGCCUCUUGUCCCCCUUCCCCUUCCCCCUCCGCCUCUCGCUGCUGCUCUGCCUCUAGAAUAUGCUCUUCUGGCUGCUGCUGAUAUUCCCUGUGAUCGUCCUCGGAUCGCUGCUCCAUGAAGAACGGCCAGAGGUUGACAUCGUCGGAAAAGGGCGGAUACUGCAGGUGUGAGAGUAAUUCCCGGUCUUCGUUCAGGGCGGCCAUCCAUCGGCUGGGCAGGUAGAAGCUGCUGCCACGUAGGGAGAAAGGCAAGGGCUUAGAAGAGGCGGGCUCGGACUGCUCGGCGGGCUCGGACUGCUCGCCUUUGGCUGUGGCAUUGCACAGCGGGCAUGGGCCACGCCUCCUUGUGAGUCGCUGCCUCGAUACAGAAGGACUCCGUGUCAGAGACAAGAGCUUGAAGAGGAAAAUGUCCUCUAUCGCCUGCGAAGGACAGGUGAGAUUCACCGUCGUCGUCUCUAUUUGCUGCCAGAUACGAGCAUACCGUGUCCAUGGCAUGGAAGAAUCGCAGCUCACGCCGCCGCCGUCGGGGGCCUGGCGGGCACCAUCGUGAAUGGUAAUGGUGUACUCGAUGACACUCCUCGCCUUCUAUAGACCCCAUAUCCGCCUCCCAAGCCCAAGGCCGCCCUUGUCUGACUGCCUGUAGGGAGGCCGCCCUGUCGUUCGAUGCGUGACUCCAGUUGAGAUAAUAGCGACGACAGACAGGUGGCGAGGAGCCCGAUGGCGGCCUCACAAAGGACAAGGCCAGACUGCACAGCGUCUGCAACGCCGCCAGAGACUCGAGAAUCGCGGGCGUUCUCCACUGCUCUCCGGACAGCUCGUCCUGUUGUUCGUGUCGCUGAUACUGUGUCUCAGCCCGCUGACGACACCGUCUUUCCAGUCGAUGACAGGUCGUGUUGACCAGCAGCCUCGUUGUGCCAGAGCCCCGAUGCAGGCCAUCGCUGUACGUAUCACACCUGUAGUCACAUCGAUGCCGUUUAGGGCUGCGCAGCAGCUGCUGUGUGUCGGGCUGCUCGUGAUCACGGGAUGCGGCGGUCUCCAUCCUCCAACAUUCCUUCCAAGCCACUGUGCGACCACCAUGGUAAGGUCCAAGGGUGUAAUCGGUCGACGGGCCCUGCUCGCCUGCCGAUGAUGUGAGGCCAUUUUCCAUACACCGCAGGUUCAAGAAUGAGACCCUCUUUGCCGCUUGGGAUGGAAGCUUGUCACCGAGGUCUUCCCUUUCGUUCGCUUCAGUGCCGUCGGCCGGGUGUGGGUAAGGGCAGCUGGUUGGAGUCUCAGAGAAUCUUGGAGACGACGUCGGCCGCGGGAGGUAGUGGCUCAUGGACAGGGUGGGGCCCACCAGGGAAAACGACGCCACGAGGAGGAAGACUGCCA